This is a messenger RNA of Penicillium verrucosum, 1071 nucleotides long. RefSeq lists its product as uncharacterized. Bases 1 to 1071 code for a protein of 356 amino acids. The transcript has 3 exons. The record is from RefSeq and is a predicted model, not a curated record. Lineage: Eukaryota; Fungi; Ascomycota; Eurotiomycetes; Eurotiales; Aspergillaceae.
AUGGCGACUGAAAUUACUCCACCGGGGAGUUUCCUUGAGUCUCCCCUAACACCGCCGCUUACCAAAGAAAAGUCGAAAACCACUCAACGCGUACUAAACUACUUCAAGCUCCAUCGUGCAGGCCAUAGGCCACAGUUUUGGUGGCAGCACCGGCUCGCUUUAGACGAAUAUACGGAAGUUUUACAUGUCCUAGAUGGGGACGACUCUCUCCGAGGAUAUAUCGAAGACAAAGUUAGGUACGACUACGACCCUUGUCGUUCCUACCUAACUAUCCGAAUGCCAAGUCCUCUCCAUGAUGUUUUCUGUGCAAAGAUAGUCGAGGAGAUUUCACGGCAACUAAAGCAGUUCCAACGAAGCGAAGACCCCUCCGCUAGUUUUGCGAAUGAGGUCGUUCACCUUGCCACUUCCCGAAUUAUAAUACCUGAUGAGAUAAGGGAUGGAAAGCAGAGUUAUUCCAAACGGGAACCAGAUGCAUCUUUUAAGCACCGGCGGGCACGCUAUCCAGGUGUUAUUAUUGAGGUAUGCUAUUCGCAAAAAAGUCAACGCGUUUCGCACUUAGCAGACGAGUACAUCCUAAACACCGAUGGAAGCGUGAACGCCGUGAUUGCCCUCGAUGUUGAUUAUAAAGGGUCUAAGAAAGCGACUAUCACCGUAUGGCGACCAACAUAUACGACCGUGGAUGGUAUAGAGGAGCUUCAGGCGACCGCUGUGAUCGAGGCUCUGCCAUUUCGGACAGAUUCUGGACUUCCAGUUGAGGCAACGACGCUCCGACUAUCAUUAUGGGACUUCGGGACCGAGGACCUCUCGCGAGAGUAUAUAAGGCUCGAUCGAGAAUUCACGAUAACAUCGAGACAGCUAUGUGACUUUCUCUCACGCGCUGAAGAAGAACAGAGAGCGCAGACACUUCAGCAAGGUUCUACCAAUCGACUACGGCCGGGUGCGGGAAAGCGUCGUCGGCCUCAAACUCCUCCGGAGCAUCCAAGUUCAGAAGAGGAAGGAUCAGUCGAGAAGAACAGAGAAAGUAAACGUGGACGUUUCAGCAGCGACUUUUGUCCGGACUCGUCGCAGUGA